AUGCAUUUGCUUCGAAACGCCGCCACCAUUUGCCUGCUGCUGCUGGGAUUAGCGAUGUGCAAUGCACAAUCGGAACCAACGGAUUCCAUCCCAUCCCAAACUAAUACGACAACAACGGCAGUUCCACCUACUACUACUACUACGACGACGACAACAACAACCACCACUACAACAACAACACCAAAGCCGACUACUACCACCCCUACAACUACAACGGAACCUGCCCCAACCACCACGACCGUUGCACCGGCCCCGAAACCCGUCCCGGAACCGGACAUGGGUAACUGGAGCUACUCGGCCCAAAACGAAACAUGCGUCAUUGCUCAGAUGGCCAUGCAAUUUAACCUGAGCUACUUCGAUGCCAACGACAAACCGGUGAACGUACUGUACAAUCUACCGAAGGAUGCAAUUGUUAAAUCUGGCCAGUGUCAGAACUUUACCGACUACAUCGAGCUUAGCUGGGCGAUGGACAAGCAGAGCAACAAUUACAGCUCACUGCGUAUCGAUUUCACACAAAACGCAACUGAGCAUGAGUUCGCUUUCACUGGGUUGCUGCUACAGUUGGCUGUAGUUGGCGAUUCGUUCCCAAAUGCUAAGCCGCUACAGCAGCUUGUGCUACGCAACAACCAGACACUGUUUAAAACGCCGCUGGAAAUGUCGUACCAUUGCAACAAGGCUCAGCAGUUGAACCUGACCGCAACUCCUGCUGGGCUCGGUCUGCCAACCGUGACCGUCACCAAACUGCAGCUGGAAGCAUUCCACCGGAAGAACAAUAACAAAUUUUCGAUCGCCAAGGACUGCGAGGCUAUCGAUACGCCGGAUAUUGUGCCGAUCGCGGUCGGAUGCGCUUUGGUAACGUUGAUCAUUAUCAUGCUGAUCGCCUAUCUGGUCGGACGUAACGCUGCCUCCAAUAGCGGAUAUCUGAGCAUGUAA
Molecule: messenger RNA, 933 nt
Organism: Anopheles marshallii
Lineage: Eukaryota; Metazoa; Arthropoda; Insecta; Diptera; Culicidae
Product: lysosome-associated membrane glycoprotein 1-like
Exons: 4
Coding region: 1-933 (310 amino acids)
Cellular component (GO): membrane
Source: RefSeq, a predicted model, not a curated record